This is a messenger RNA of Ceratitis capitata (Mediterranean fruit fly), 1403 nucleotides long. RefSeq names its product tricarboxylate transport protein, mitochondrial. The transcript has 4 exons. NCBI's taxonomy places the organism in Eukaryota, Metazoa, Arthropoda, Insecta, Diptera, Tephritidae. Gene Ontology annotation, biological process: mitochondrial citrate transmembrane transport. The record is from RefSeq and is a predicted model, not a curated record. Bases 179 to 1072 code for a protein of 297 amino acids.
UCAGCUGUUCCGUGCAUAAACUAUCUGUUUAAUAUUAAUUUAUUGAUAUCAGGAAUAGAUAAAACAGUUAGUUGAUAAAGAUUUUGUGGUUUAUGUAAUUCUAAUUUUAUUAGUAAAUAAUUAUGAAGAAUACAAUCAUGUGUGUAGUACGAGUAUAAGUUGCUUUGUAUGCUGCGCAAUGGAUAAAAGUUUGAAAAGUGUUUUGUGUGGUGGUUUGGCUGGAGCUACAGAUGUGGUCCUAACAUUUCCCACUGAUUAUGUAAAAACACAGCUUCAAUUGGAUGAAAAAGGUGACAGAAAGAAAUACACUGGAGUGUUUGAUUGUAUUAAAAAAACAAGCAAACAAUAUGGCGUUUCCGGUUUGUACCGUGGCAUGAGUACAUUGCUCUACGGAAGUAUUCCAAAAACGGCAGUAUGUUUUGGGUCAUUUGAAUUUUUCAAAGCACAACUUGUUGAUGAGGGAAAUACACUUUCAACAUUCAAUAGUUUUGUAAGUGGAUUUGGAGCCGGUGUAGUAGAAUCUGUCAUUGUUACAACGCCAAUGGAGACCAUGAAAGUGAAACUCAUAAAUGACCGCCGAAGUGAGAAACCAAAGUUUCGGGGGAUGUUUCACGCUGCUCGAAUUAUUUUGCAAACCGAAGGCUUUCGUGGUAUUUAUAUGGGUCUCACACCAACAUUAAUGCGGCAGUGUUCGAACCAUGCAAUUAGAUUUCCCAUUAUGGAAACAUUUAAGAACUAUUACAGAGGCGACGAUCCGACAAGGAAACCACCAAAAUGGAUGACAGCCGUCUUCGGAUGCCUUGCCGGUGCCUCCGCAGUGAUAGCCAAUACACCGAUUGAUACGUUAAAAACGCGAAUGCAAGGCCUGGAAGCUGCUAAGUACAAAAGUACUUGGGAUUGCGUUCAGAAAAUAUAUCAAAAUGAAGGAAAAUUGGCUUUCUAUAAAGGAAUGGUGCCACGUUUCAUACGUUUGUCUCUACAAGCAGGGGUUAUUUUCACCGUAUAUGAUGUAUAUUCAGAGGCAAUCGAUAAAUUAGAUGAUAAGCUGAAAGGAAACACGAUAAACAGUUGACUGUUUAUAAUUAAGUAUACAAUUUGGAAUUUACUACAAUUAAAUUGCCUUUAAAAGGUGUAUUGUAUAUACAUGUGAGUAAUAUUAAUAUCCUUUACAAAUGCUCAAUUAAUUUGCAAAUUAUAACGCCAUUAUAAUUAUUUUAGUAUAAUGCUCGAAAAUAAUAGAUUUUUGUUUAAUGAAAAUAUGAUUAUCUUAAUAUCCAUUAAUUACCAGUUAAAAUAUUUUAUUUACUCGAUUAUCAAGCCAUUUUCCUUUUAGCUGCUUAUUUAAAAUUUGUUUUAUUUAAAAUUACCAGAAAUUUUCAACUGGUAAUGCAAUUAAGUGAUAA